AGUUCUAUUUGGCUUCCAUGGCUUCCACUCCUGCUGUUGUUGUGUUGCUCUUUGCUUUGUCUCUUUCAGGGAUUCAAUUCUCCACAUCCCAAGUCCUCAAAGCCAAGGUUUCAUGCCUUGAUUGCACUGCCCAUUAUGACUUCUCAGGCAUUAAGGUUUUAGUGAAGUGUGCUAAUGUCAAGAAAUUAGCUACAACGACAACAAAAAGUAAAGGGUCCUUUGAGGUUGAGCUUCCUUCAGGCAAUUCAAAAGCUGAAACCCCAUUGAAUUGCCUAGCCAAGCUUAUUGGUGGUACAAGUCAGAUCUAUGCUACAAGGAAAAACAUGGUCUCAAGGAUUGUGAAAACCAAAGAUUCAAGCUCAUACACUAUCUCCACUCCUCUUGCAUUCUCCACUGCAUUCCCUGAAGGACAGCUAAAAGGUGGGAUUGGUGAAUCAAAGACAGUUGAUCUGCCUCUUCCAAGGGAGUGGGGCUUGGCACCUUCUAGCUACUAUGUCCCAUUUUUCCCUAUAAUUGGCAUCCCAUGAUUUGGUAUAUGCAGUAAACUUGAAGAUCAAGCUAUUAGUAGUUUUGUGUGGCUUUAAAUUAAUGUGAAAGGGUUUGGUGGUUAAGCUUUUCAAUAUGUUUAUUUUUCAAUUAAGUAAAGUUAUAUGAAGGUUUGAAGCAUUGUAAUACUUAAAAUCACUGAUGAUGCAUAUGUAAUAUAUAUGGUUGCUUAUAGUAAAUAUAAUCUUUUAGCUGUGCUUGCA
Messenger RNA from Ricinus communis (castor bean), 749 nucleotides. RefSeq lists its product as uncharacterized. The transcript has 2 exons. The coding region runs from base 18 to 527 and encodes 169 amino acids. Lineage: Eukaryota; Viridiplantae; Streptophyta; Magnoliopsida; Malpighiales; Euphorbiaceae. The record is from RefSeq and is a predicted model, not a curated record.